CUAAAAUACGCACGCAUGCGACACACCGGUCCACCACCUCCCUACAUUUCUAUCUCUAAACUAUCUCAGACCGCACAGAAAAAAAUGGGAUGUUGUGGGGACGAAGACGAGGAUAUCCUCCAACCUCUUCACCCCCAAACCCUAGUCCUUGGCUUCUCCGCCGUAACCCUAGACCCGUCCUCCACCGUCGAUGGCGACACUUCCAUAUCGCCGAUGAACUCCAACUUCCCUGCCCUGAUUUGCCGAGACAUCCUCCGGACCAUCUUCGAGAAGCUUCCGAUCGUCGAUCUCUCUCGAGCGGCGUGCGUGUGCAGAUUGUGGAACUCAUUGGCGUCUGAUCGAGAGAUGCAGACGAGAGCCUUCAAGGCGCCUUGGAAGUUGAAGGAGGUGAUCGGGAGUCCGAGCUCGGGGAGCUUCUGGAGAGAUAAUAGUCUUGGACGGUUCGCGAUUUCGCAUCGAUUGGUGCGUGGAGAUUCUGUUGCUAGUCUCGCCGUGAAAUACUCCGUUCAGGUUACGGACAUAAAACGCCUGAACAAUAUGAUGAGUGACCAUGGCAUAUAUUCAAGGGAGAGGUUAUUGAUCCCUAUGAGCAAGCCAGACCUUCUAAUCAAUGGCACAUGCUACAUAGAGCUGGAUAACUGUGCAAAAAGGGAAGUGGCGGUACUCUAUCUGGAGGGUGCCUCUGACCGGAAGGUCCAUUUGUUGUUGAAUAAGGCGACUUCUGACCAUGGCAAGAAAAGGGUAAUCGAGUCCUUGAAGAGAAGCAUGCAAGUCGAUGAUGGAACUGCUCAAUAUUACUUGUCCAUAUCAAAUGGCAACCCUCGAGCUGCACUUACAGAAUUCUGCGAGGAUCUUAGGUGGGAGAGACAGGCUGAAUUGGCCUAGUCCGGAACAUAUAAUAAAUUGUAGAAAUUAAUAUUGUUGGUAAUAUGUAAAAAAUGGUGAUGGAGACAAGGUAAAACUUGCCAGGAUGCUUUUACUUGCUAUUCAGACAUUAUUUAUGUGCUCCUGUACUUAUGAAGAUAGAGGAAUUUCAAACAGAUGGGUAGUUCUGUCCUGUUGUUCUGUUACUGUUGUAAAUCUAUCUGAACCACAAUUUGUAAUUGUGUAUGAAUAGAGACACCUGAGUUUGUCCAAACUGCAAUUUGAAAUAUUGUUUGAUGUGUUUUUUGUA
Cornus florida is the source of this 1174-nucleotide messenger RNA. RefSeq names its product F-box protein At1g55000. The transcript has 2 exons. NCBI's taxonomy places the organism in Eukaryota, Viridiplantae, Streptophyta, Magnoliopsida, Cornales, Cornaceae. Bases 16 to 885 code for a protein of 289 amino acids. Gene Ontology annotation, molecular function: protein binding. The record is from RefSeq and is a predicted model, not a curated record.